Molecule: messenger RNA, 821 nt
Organism: Mandrillus leucophaeus (drill)
Lineage: Eukaryota; Metazoa; Chordata; Mammalia; Primates; Cercopithecidae
Gene: ARMH2
Product: chromosome unknown open reading frame, human C6orf229
Exons: 2
Coding region: 1-726 (241 amino acids)
Source: RefSeq, a predicted model, not a curated record
AUGCACCUGAAGGACCAUUGGCCUUUUUCCACAAUGGCUAACAGCCGAUUUUCUUGUAGGCAAAUUUGGGUUAAGAUGUAUGGGUAUUUUGCGGGGCUGUGUCGGCAUUUCCAGAAAUACUGCUGUGCCACUGUUAAGGGCUUUUUUGUUAAGAAGAAGGAAAAACAAAUCCCUUCAACUGAGACUUAUUUUCAUAAGGAAAAAAUUGUUGUACUUGGUCAAGUGUUGAUGAAUGAAUCCCUACCCAUUGAGAGGAGAGCUCAAGCUGCCCAGAAAAUUGGACUGCUGGCCUUCACAGGAGGACCACCUGCUGGGAAAUUUGCAGCUGAGUACAUGAAAGAAGUGGCUCACUUGUUGCAAGAUGAGGAGGUGGCACCAAAAAUAAAGAUCCUGCUGCUCCAGAGUGUGGCAUGUUGGUGUUACUUAAACCCUGUCAGCCAGAAAAGAGCCCAAAGUCUGCAAUUUAUUCCUAUUCUCGUUAGUUUUUUUGAAGGCAGAUUCGAGUCUACUAUCAAAAGUGAAAUAAACAGCUACCUCCUCCUUAAAUUUUGGACUUGUUACGUUCUCUCUGUCAUGACAUGCAAUAACUUGUCUUACGUCAAGGAGCUUAAAGAGCACAGGGCUCUAAAAUACCAUUUGCAAAUGUUGGCUGCUGAGAAUUGGUCUGGAUGGACAGAGAAUUUUGCAGAAGUGCUGUAUUUCCUAAUUGGUUUUCACAGAAGUUAGUUUCUCUAAGUCCAGUUACAUGUUGCAGCUCUCUGUGCCAUUGUAUUACCCUGGACAACUGAAAUAAACAAUAAAAGUCGAUGUUUUCCUUUGUA